Stylophora pistillata is the source of this 1235-nucleotide messenger RNA. RefSeq lists its product as uncharacterized. The record is from RefSeq and is a predicted model, not a curated record. Gene Ontology annotation, cellular component: neuron projection. NCBI's taxonomy places the organism in Eukaryota, Metazoa, Cnidaria, Anthozoa, Scleractinia, Pocilloporidae.
AAGUCUUAUCUCGUAGCAGUUGAGUUUGGUAAUCAGGGAAGCUGUUUUACUCGAAUUCCAUGGAAGCUACGAUGGACCCUACAAAGAAACCUCUCGCAAAAUACUCAAACGAAGUUUUUCGCAAAGGCUCUUUGGUUCUUUCUUUCAUUUCAAUUCUAAUGAUUGUUGCGCUGUUCUUGAGAAUGGAAACAAUAAACAGGAGAACGAAGAUGAACGAACUUCGCAUUUUAGAUGUCGAAAGUUGCAUAAAGACGCACGCUUUGACGAAUAGAAGAAAUGAAAACGUCGAGGGCAAGACCACAACGUCAACAGUUUCCGAUGAAAAAAGCAGCAAAUUUCGCCGGAGUUUGACACCAGACAGUAACAAACCUUUGACGAUGGAAGACGUACGAAGUGAGAUCAUCAAGCAAAUCAGUCAAAUGCAACCAGCAUCUUUUUGUCAGCCGUCUGAGAAAGUCUGCGUCCAAGGUCCUCCUGGUAAGAAAGGGAGCCGAGGUUCCCGAAGAAGGCGAGGACCUCCAGGACCGAAGGGAAAGAGAGGUGAACAGGGCAUCAUGGGCUUACCUGGAAGACACGGCAAGCAAGGCAUCAGGGGAGACAAAGGCCUGGAAGGAGAAAAAGGUAGAAAAGGCGCGUCUGGCCCGCGUGGAAUGAUGGGGCAGAAAGGAGAACCAGGGGAAAGCGCCUCCUUGCCAGAUGUGACCAUAGCACCUGAGACUAAAACAGUAACUGAGAACCAGACUGCCAGAUUCUACUGCUCAGCGAGAGGGCAUCCAAAGCCUGUGGUGACGUGAAGUAGAGUCAAUGGUUCGUCUGCGGUUAAGCGCGUCAACAUCAAUCAAAAUGGCCUCCUAGAAGUUUUAAAAUCAAAUAUAAAUGACUCUGGGGAGUACGUGUGUUCAGCAGUUAAUGUUCUGGGGAAGGACAGCAAGACUGCAAAGCUUUUCGUUGAAGUUGCACCACGAUUGACCAAAGAACCAGAUCUCUUUCUGUCCUUCGAGAAAGGCACCGUGGCAGAAAUAACCUGUGAAGCCCUUAGUUACCCGUCGUCUGUCAUCACAUGGAAACGCAUACUCAUGGCAUUGCCAAAAGGUCGAUAUUCUGUUCAUAAUGGCACUUUAAGAAUCAGAGACUUCUCCAAGACAGAUUCCGGGCUGUACGUUUGUACUGCGACGAACAAACUUGGAUCCGUUUCAGCUGUUACAACGUUAACGCUAAGAUAUAAGGAAAAACCA